UUCAUCCACAUUUAAAUAAAAAAUUGAAUAAGUUCGUGGCAGAAAAUGACGAAAGUUAAAAAUGUUUCGAUUACAAGAGCUUUUAGUGAAAGUGACAUACACAAUGAAGAAUAUUUUAAAGAACCUGACGGAAUGAUCGAUAUUGUCUUAAAAGAUGUGCCUGUAAAUGGCAUAGAAAACGGUACCAGCAAGGACAGCAAAAAGUAUGCAGGAAGAAGUAUUGCAGCACAAUUAUGCAUAAUCCUAUGUGUCGUACUGGGCGCCAUGGUAUGUUCUAUAAUAAUACUUGUGGUAGUAAAUAACUCGGGAUUGAAGACGCGUGUCCCACUCGAAAUCAGCACCAUUUCAAAUAUUGACUCGUUGGCAUCCUCAAGCGCUUCAGUUGCUAACUUACGUUUCAAAGAAGCGGUUGCAAAUGGUACUGUAAAUACAACAACUGAAACAGACACUAACAUUUUAGAUUACAAAAUAGUCAAUGAUACAUUUAACCUAAAUAAUUUAACUAUUUUGCACAUUUGGAAUGCAAAACGACAAAAAAGGGAGUCUGUUGGAAAGAAAUAUGUCGACUCUAAUGUAACUAACAGGAGUGACAUUACAACUUCAAAAACUAUUGCUGAAAGCUUAAAAACGCCACAGAAUAAGCAAAACAUUUGUCCCACGUUUGGUUUGAAAAUUUACCAGUCGCCCAUUAUGCCCCAUAUCUUUGAUUCACAUCCUAUCACACAAGGAGUCUCAUCUAUUCAAAACAAUCCUCAACCUCUAUUACCGUAUUAUUUUCACCCACGCGACAGGUUUCAAAGUAUGCUACAGCACUACGACCAACCAUCCGUUACGAGUCGACCCAUCAUGUGUACUCCUGCAAGGCAAAUUCCAGAAAGCAUUUUGGGGACUGUGAAAGAUAAAGAGGAAGCACCUCCCUUAGAUAAGCGAAACAACACGCGCUCGGCCAAUCAGUGUCCGUAUGGCGAAAUCAGUUGCGAAGACGACUCCAAAUGUAUCAAAGUUCGGCAAACGUGCGAUGGUGAGGUGAAUUGCAGCGAUGGUAGCGACGAAGAGUUUUGUCCGUGUAAAAGGAGAUUAUUAAAAUCGCGAAUCUGUGACGGUUACUUAGAUUGUCCUAAUGGUGAAGAUGAAAUGCAUUGUUUCGGUUGCGAAUCUGGAACAUUUAGUUGUGACGAUUGGUCACCUAGAGAGCGAUUCUCUACAUGUAUACCAAUUGAACAACGAUGUGAUGGAAUUGUACAAUGUGCUACUGAAAAGGACGAAUUAGAUUGCAGUAUUAUCGUUGAUCACUUAGGGACUAAGGACUUCAUGGUGACUAAAUCUGUUGGUUUCCUGUACAGAAAUUUUAAAGGCGGUUGGUACCCUACAUGCAGAAAUCCAGAAAUAUGGGCGAACGAUGCUUGCCAAUCUGAAAUGGGACUUAGCGCAGUUGCUCCUCUAACUCACCUAGUUCCGCUUGAAGUAGAUUAUGGUGGCUUCUACGUGAGUGCGACACAUUCCGGUACCAUAGAAUUGGUAGAUACAUGUGAGAGAAAUGCCGCUAUUUAUGUUGAAUGUCCGCCACCGAUAUGUGGAAUGCGUGUGCAAGAAAUAAACCCCUUCAGGCGAGAAGAAGUAGAUACAAGCGCAGAGAGGAUUUUGGGAGAGCCCUACUACGCACGGGUUUCCGAGAGUCACCAGAACGAGAGUGACCCACUGUUAGGAAGUGGAAGGGUUGUUGGCGGUCUUCCGAGUCAACCAAAAGCUUGGCCAUGGAUUGUUUCUGUAUACAGAAAUGGGAUGUUUCACUGCGGUGGUGCAUUGAUAAAUGAAAUUUGGAUAGUGACAGCCGCGCAUUGCGUCGACAAGUAUUCUCGCUACUACUACGAAAUCCAAGCAGGUGUGCUUCGAAGGUAUUCGUAUUCGCCAAUGGUACAAAAUCGAGUCGUAGAUCACAUAAUAUCUCACGAAUUUUACGAUCGUCACAAACUAAAAAAUGACAUCGCUCUGAUGAAAAUUUCCAAACCGCUCGAAUUUAAUAGAUACGUUAGACCCAUUUGUUUACCUUCCGAAAUUACAGCUGGCAAAAACUAUUUGUGGGGCCCAGAGCCGGGAACGCUCUGUACGGCGGUUGGAUGGGGAGCAACUGUAGAGCACGGAACUGAUCCGGACCAUCUUCGGGAGGUCAAAGUUCCUGUUCAUAAGAAGUGCAAGCAUAGAGAAGACGAAGAAGGUCACGAGAUAUGCGCCGGUUUGAGGGAGGGUGGCAAAGAUGCCUGCCAAGGAGAUAGUGGAGGACCGUUUAUGUGCAGGAACCCAAAUUUACCAAACCAAUGGUACUUAGCUGGUAUUGUCAGUCACGGAGAAGGCUGCGCGAGGCCGGACGAGCCAGGCGUUUAUACAAGGGUGAGCCUAUUUGUAGGAUGGAUAUCGGAACACAUAGGUGCUGAGGUGUUUUCUGUGAGAAGGCCAUUACGGCACUGCCCCGGAUAUGCUUGUGAAGCAAGUAAAAGAUGUAUAGGAAACAAAAGGCGAUGCGAUAAAGCUGUAGAUUGUUUGGAAGCCGAUGACGAAAUGCACUGCGGAAGAAAUACGUUUCCGGAGAUUUUUAAAAACGCGAUGAGACAUAUGUUUUUGCGGACCGGAGAAGAAAACCUGUCAAUUGCACCCAACUUUACUACAAAUGCAAGUGAAUCUCAUGGUACUAAGAAAAUUACAAAAAGAUCCAGUGAUACCGCUGAUGGAAGCAUAAUAGAAUUUGCAAAAAAUAUUUUGACACCUGGCAAUGAUCCAGACACAUCUACUAUUUCCCAAGACAAAAGUGUUUCGGAAGAUACACAUUUAGCACAAAUAGCAAUUCCACCUCAACUUGGUGGGCUAACUGAACCAAACUUUCUCCCAGAUCAUCAAACAAGCUCCAACCUAAUAACACAAUCUUCUAUUACAGAACCUAUUUCGAGUUUCGAAAACACUUCUAACAAUUUUACAAUCAAUCCAGUAGCAACUACGCAAUUAAAUGAACAGAAAACUGCGCAUUCACAACUCCACGAAUUAACCGCCCCCGCAACAACGUCGAGCCACGACGCUUCUGGAGAAUCGAUCAGUACAGAAACCGGAUGGAAUCUCCACCCUACUACAGUUUCAACAACACAAUUGAAUGAAAAUCUUUUCAAUGUUACGCAUUUAGCAAAAACAGAAACCGCGUUUCAAUCUACUGGUGAGACAACUGCGACUUCUUUCCUUCCAGAAGCAAAAGCUAUCCCAGCGACAAUAAAUUCCGAAAAUACUGAACAAUGGUCCAGUACAGAAGUCAUACCUAAUUACGAAAUCAUAACUUCAGAGUUGUCGCUUGAUAUUACUGUAAAUGCGAGUGAAAGCACAACUGUAACGAUAGUAAAUCGACUUCCAAUCGGUACAGAACGAGACCAAGCAACCCAGGCUAUUGAAAUUUCCACACCAAUUCCAAACAUUUCAGUAAGCAAUUCCACCACAUCAAUGAAUCCUACACCAGCCCGUCCUACAUGGAAGAUUCCUACAGUACUUGAGUUUCAUUGUAAAUUAAUCAAACAGACCAUUGACAUAACUAAGCUUUGCGACCGCCACGCUGACUGCGAGGAUGCCACCGAUGAGCAAAACUGUCGAUGUGCAGAUUAUCUAAGACACACGUUUCCCAGCACAUUGUGUGAUGGUAUUACACAUUGUUUGGAUAAAUCGGACGAAGAGGACUGCCAUAACUGCGACGAAAAUCAGUAUCACUGUCGAAAGAGUAGAACUUGUAUUAGUAUUACCAAAAGAUGCGAUAAUAAUCCUGAUUGCCCUUUGGAGGAUGACGAAAUAGAUUGCCUGGCUCUCACAAAUGGUAAGACAAUUUCACUGGAUGAGGACUUCCGGCCACUCAUUAAUAGAAAUGGUGUUGUAUCCAUAAACCGAAAAGGUGUAUGGCGCGUGUUGUGUACGGACCAAACUACCCAGAAGGCAAGCAUUGCCGCCGACAGUUGUUUUUAUCUGGGAUUUAGUGAUUACGAUAACUACAUGAGCUCAAAUAUUAACGAUGUCGCGCUCUCAGUGCAGCACAACAAUAUGCCCGUUUUACCUCAGGCCAUGAGCAACCAUAAAAUAGAAAAAUGUAUGGGAAUAUUUGUCAAGUGCUCCAAUAAUAUCGACAUACAACAUCACCCCCAUUACCUUCCUUUCAAUUCGAGCAAAAUUUUAGAAACACCAUGGAAUGCCGAAAUUUACAUGGAAGGAACUUACAAGUGUUCUGGAACUUUGAUAGAGACCGAAUGGGUGAUUACUUCAUCUUCUUGCCUUGACACGCAGUUUCGCUUGCACAACCACUAUAUCACCGUUUUGGUGGGUGGCACCGGUCACCUACCCGUUAUCAGCCCCUACGAGCAAGUUCGGCAAGUCGCAGACGUGCUACAAGUAGAAAAUUCAACCAUAGUGCUCUUGCGGCUUAACAAACCUGUUAAGAUAACUCGAUACGUACGACCAAUUAGUUUAGAUGUUAAGAAACAUACCGUCAGUGAAACAAGAAUAUGCUUAGCUCAACGCGCAAAUUCCCCAGACAAUUCCAAUAUUAUUUAUUUGAAACCACUGCUGGAUUGCGCAUAUGGACUUCGAUGUUUUCGAAAAGGGCAGAGUUUUCUUAACUGUCACGGUAAGCGUAAACGCUUGUUUUGGAGCGGAUCGAUAGUGUGUCGGUCUAUUCAUGGAUGGUACCCAGCUGCGGUAUAUUACGCGCCAUUGGGUGGUUGUGAUUUUCCAGAUAGAAUUUCGGUGGAUAGUGUUCAGUAUUGGAAAUCAACAAUAUUGAGAUUAAUGAAACAAGCUCACUUUCACAUUAUCCCUCCAAUUUGUAAACAGAUUCGCUGUGGUUUAGGUCAGUGCGUUCCGGAAAAAUCCGUUUGUGACGGAGUUCAAAAUUGCCUGGAUGGCGCCGAUGAGGACCCUAAAAUCUGCUCCAAAUUUCUAAAUUACUGCUCCCGAAACAGUAGUUGCCAGUGCUCCAAGUCGGAAUUGAAAUGCCGCAAUGGAAAAUGUGUACCCAAAGUUGCGUUUUGCGAUAAAAAGGACGAUUGCGGUGAUCAGUCGGAUGAGCCAGCUAUUUGUAACUGCAGAGCGUAUCUAACUUUGGCCAAUCCGCUUAAAGUUUGCGAUGGAGUGAGAAAUUGCCUGGAUCGUUCAGAUGAAGACCCUGAGGAUUGUAAAUGUACACACAGUAACUUUGCUUGUGGCCGUAGCGGUAAGUGCGUUUCCCAUGAUGUCGUUUGUGAUGGAUUUCGUGACUGUCCUAGUGGCGAAGAUGAAAUGCACUGCAUUGCCUUAAUUUCAUCCCAAAUAAGCUCACUUACCGAAGUACAGGAACGGACAUCCGGCGUAUGGCAUCCUGUAUGUUUCUCUAGAACCGUCACAACCUUACAAUUGGAGGAGAUUUGUAAACAAAUUGGUUAUACAGGAAGGAGCGCUAAAAGACUAAUUCCUGGUGAAAAUGUUGUAAGACACGGCGUGCGUGCAAUAACUCACAACUUCGAAAAUAUUUGGAUCAGACCCAAUGAAAAAAACAAGUUUUUAUUAGCCUUUAGGUACGGAAAUGAACCGUAUGUUACAUUAAAGGCAGACGUAAAGUGUUAUAGACUGUUUCUGCAAUGUUUAUGAUGAUUGUUAAUUUAAUUUGAUAAUUAAACCAGAAAUUUUUAA
Molecule: messenger RNA, 5682 nt
Organism: Photinus pyralis (common eastern firefly)
Lineage: Eukaryota; Metazoa; Arthropoda; Insecta; Coleoptera; Lampyridae
Gene: ndl
Product: serine protease nudel
Exons: 20
Coding region: 46-5640 (1864 amino acids)
Biological process (GO): proteolysis
Cellular component (GO): plasma membrane
Molecular function (GO): protein binding; serine-type endopeptidase activity
Source: RefSeq, a predicted model, not a curated record